This is a messenger RNA of Diachasma alloeum, 719 nucleotides long. RefSeq names its product 40S ribosomal protein S15 (gene RpS15). Lineage: Eukaryota; Metazoa; Arthropoda; Insecta; Hymenoptera; Braconidae. Gene Ontology annotation, biological process: translation; ribosomal small subunit assembly. Gene Ontology annotation, molecular function: RNA binding; structural constituent of ribosome. The record is from RefSeq and is a predicted model, not a curated record. Gene Ontology annotation, cellular component: ribosome; cytosolic small ribosomal subunit. The coding region runs from base 245 to 688 and encodes 147 amino acids. The transcript has 3 exons.
GGAAUUUUUAGUUUCGUCAAGUUUGCGGCAUUUGAUGAUGGUAAAGUGGCGGUCGUGGGGGUCACCCAAUCUCUGCUAUGAGCUUGUCCAAAUUUUCCUCUAGAUGGCUCUGCUUCCUAUUGUCUAGGGAAUUUCGAUCUUCGAAUGCUCAAAUUUGAACGGUUUCUGGUCUGCCAAUUUUCAUCAUCAAUGGUCGGCGUCGUCAUAUUUCUUUCCUUUCAACGUCUCUCCCGAGAACAGCACAAUGGCUGAGGUUGACGAAACUCUGAAGAAGAAGAGAACUUUCAGGAAAUUCACUUUCCGUGGAGUGGACCUCGAUCAACUCCUGGAUAUGCCAAAUGAGCAACUCAUGGAAUUGAUGCACGCCCGUGCGCGCAGGCGUUUCUCCCACGGUUUGAAGAGGAAGCCAAUGGCUCUCGUCAAGAAACUACGCAAAGCCAAGAAAGAGGCUCCACCAAAUGAGAAACCAGAGAUCGUGAAAACUCACCUUCGUAAUAUGAUCAUUGUCCCAGAAAUGGUUGGCUCGAUCGUUGGAGUUUACAACGGUAAAACAUUCAACCAGGUUGAAAUCAAGCCUGAGAUGAUUGGACAUUACCUCGGUGAAUUUUCAGUCACUUACAAACCUGUCAAACACGGUAGGCCCGGUAUUGGUGCUACUCACUCCUCUCGUUUUAUACCACUGAAGUGAAUGAUCGAAAUAAAAGUAAUUAUCUGGUAUA